UAACCCUCCCCUUCUUCACAAAAUGCAGUUCAUCAUCAACAACUGGUCUCCACCAUUUCCAUCCUUCCAUAAAAUGCAUCCCAAUUCUCUCCUCCUCCAGCUUCUAUUCCAAACUCUAAUACCAUCACCACUACUACUAACAAAAACUCUAAUUUUCUCACUAUGUUUUUUUCCAAAUCCAAAACUUUUAAUUCUACAUCAAACCCUCCUCGUUACCGAGGUGUUCGUCGUCGAAGCUCCGGCAAAUGGGUUUCUGAGAUUCGAGUGCCAAGGAAGCCCAAUAGAAUUUGGUUGGGAACUUUUCCUACUCCUGAAAUGGCUGCCGUCGCUUACGACGUAGCAGCCCUAGCCCUCAAGGGCCCCAACGCGGACCUCAACUUUCCCAAUUCGGCAUCUUCGCUACCUGUGCCAGCCUCCACCGCCGCAUGUGACAUUCAGGCUGCAGCCACGUCUGCUGCGGCAGCUAUAGGGGCAGCUGCAGACGCAAUGGGGUUAGAUGGUAAUCACGUGAGUUGGAGUAGAGAAAAAGAGGAAGAUGGAGGAGGGUGUGAGGAGGAAUUAGUAGAGGGGGGAUUUGUAGAUGAAGAUAUGAUAUUUGAUAUGCCAAAUAUUUUGAUGAAUAUGGCUGAAGGAAUGCUUCUGACACCUCCACCCUUCAACUUCAACAUGAAUGCUUCAAAUGAUUUUGAAUAUCCUCCAACCUAUUCUCAAGACACCCUUUGGGAAUUCCCUUAGAAGAAAACCAUUUGAGAUAUUUUUCAAAAAAUGGUAAUUAUAAUUAACAUAUAUUAGG
This is a messenger RNA of Cucumis melo (muskmelon), 793 nucleotides long. RefSeq names its product ethylene-responsive transcription factor ERF024. The coding region runs from base 163 to 735 and encodes 190 amino acids. The transcript has a single exon. NCBI's taxonomy places the organism in Eukaryota, Viridiplantae, Streptophyta, Magnoliopsida, Cucurbitales, Cucurbitaceae. The record is from RefSeq and is a predicted model, not a curated record. Gene Ontology annotation, molecular function: DNA-binding transcription factor activity; DNA binding. Gene Ontology annotation, biological process: regulation of DNA-templated transcription.